GAAGGUGUUUCGAAUGAAUGUUGAUUGAAGAGUGCAAAAGCAUCGCAUGUAUGUCAACAGACGACAAAAAAGCACUGAGUAUUGUUUCAGAAGAACCAACACAGCAGUCUCGUCGAGUCGCCGUCACUACCCGAACUCACACCAGCCUUAAAUCCAUACGGCCGUCAAUUGGAACCACAAUAUAAUACACGUAGUUUCUCGUGUAUCAUCCAUGAUUAUUUACGGAAUACUUACGUACAUCUAGAAGAUUUCGACCAACCACGGGGAUCGCUUCACCGGGAGAGGCGGGUCGACGUGAAGAACCCAAGACUGUGGGUAAACGAUGAAAUAAAUAUCAACAUCCAGAGAUAAAGAACAUAACUUGAUUGCUUGUGUCCCAAAUCAUCCACCAAAAUCCCAACAUCACCAUGUGCCCCAACACCGAUACCGUCGGCCUCCACGGCUGGACCGCUGUGCCUGUCGAUGCCGAUGCCAUCUUCGAAGGAAAGCCGUACCUCAACGAGCCCACUCCCGUCUCGCUCUCGGAUAUUGCCUGGCCAUCCGAUGAUCCCAUCGUAGCCAAAGUCCAAGAAUACGCCAAGGAGAAGCUUCCCAUCGAGACCUACAACCACUCCAUGCGAGUUUUCCACUGGGCAACCAUUAUCGCCCGCCAACAAUUUCCCACCCACGCCUCUUCUCUCUCGCCUUCCACCCUCGCCCUCACCUGCCUCCUGCACGACAUCGGCACCACCCCCGCCGCCCGCGCCAGCACCCAACUCUCCUUCGAGUUCCAAGGCGGCUUCAUCGCCCUCCAGCUCAUCCAGCACCAACUCGGCGGCGCGCAAUCCCAAGCCGAAGCCGUCGCCGAGGCCAUCAUCCGCCACCAGGACCAGGGCACCGUCGGCACCAUCACCUUUCUGGGACAGCUGAUCCAGCUGGCGACCGUGUAUGACAAUAUGAGCGAACGGCCGUAUUUGGUGCACCCGCAGACGCGGGAGCAGGUGGUCACCAAGUUCAAGAGGUGUGGGUGGAGUAGGUGCUUUAGUAAGUCGCUUAGAGCCGAGCUGGAGGAGAAGCCGUGGGCGCAUACGACGCAUUUGGGCAGUGAGAAGUUUCCGAAUGGGGUUCGGUUCAAUAAGUUGAUGGAGGAGUAUGAUGCUUGGACAGAAUGAUGGGGAGGUUAGAGAGGGAGAGGGAGAAAGUAGAGAAUAGAGGCUGUGUGUCUCUUUGCAGCCUGUGAAGGGAGGGAAGAAGGGAAGAAAUGAUAAGUAAGUGAAAAGAAAAAUGUGAUAAGGGGGACUGAACCCGAUUUGAUGUAAAUGUGUCGUCGCGAGCAUGGUGUGCAACAUGAAUGGUUUGUAAUCAUUGACGGAUGGACUGCUACUCGGGAGAGAGAUAGGUUCUCUGCGCUGUCUGGUGUCCAAAUCACAUGUAGUGUCUGUUUGUUAGACAUGGAGGAUACCCAUGCUAAGAUUGGAGAGAAAUAUAUUGGGCCAGAUACGGGCCUUGCUCGGAAAGAUAGCCGUGUCUGAACUCUCACGCCGAACGAGGACUAUUCGUUUUCGCUAGAACUUGUUUGGUACGUUGAGAGUUUUCUUGCGAGUGAGAGAACGAGAUGAGUUGCUUAAGACUGGGAUUGGUUACUUACCCUUAGAUAAUCCGUCAUUGCGCGAGAACAAGGGCGUCUAAAAUAUGAAGGCGCAAGUAAGUACCUCAACAUAUCUUAUCACUCUUGACUGCUCAACGAUGUGUUCGAAUUCGACAGCGCCAGUGAAAUCCUCCUAUUCAACCGAUGGCCGAACUUGCAAAUCGA
Messenger RNA from Neurospora crassa OR74A, 1792 nucleotides. Its product is annotated as cyanamide hydratase. The transcript has 3 exons. The coding region runs from base 408 to 1151 and encodes 247 amino acids. Lineage: Eukaryota; Fungi; Ascomycota; Sordariomycetes; Sordariales; Sordariaceae. The record is from RefSeq and is a predicted model, not a curated record.